Molecule: messenger RNA, 705 nt
Organism: Aspergillus terreus NIH2624
Lineage: Eukaryota; Fungi; Ascomycota; Eurotiomycetes; Eurotiales; Aspergillaceae
Exons: 1
Coding region: 1-705 (234 amino acids)
Source: RefSeq, a predicted model, not a curated record
AUGCGGCGCGUCGCCAGGCGGAUGGAGACAGCAAUGCGCCUCGCGCCUGGCGGUGUCCCGGCUGUAACCUACCGCAUGAAGUCUUCCCGUCGUCAUAUACGUGCUGGUGUGAGAAGGAGGUGGACCCUCGGCCGCUGCCUGGGCUCCCGCCGCACUCCUGUGGACAGACGUGUGCGCGUCCGCGCAAGGGCUGUCCUCAUCCAUGCGAUGCAACUUGUCAUGCUGGACCGUGCAAGCCGUGUACUGCGAUGGGUCCGACGCAGGAUUGCUUCUGUGGACGGAACUCAUCGACGAAACGGUGUCAGGAUACUGACUAUGAGAAUGGAUGGAGCUGUGGUGAGAUCUGCGGGGACCUACUUCCCUGUGGAGAGCAUACUUGCUCCCGGCCGUGUCAUGAGGGGCUCUGUGGCUCAUGCGAGGAGAAGAUUGAAGCGCGUUGUUAUUGUGGCAAAGUCGAGACACAGAUGCUGUGCAGUUCGAAGGAGGAAGAGAUGGAAAGCCAGACAUUGCAUCAUGAGCCCGGACAGGACGAGAAGCUCGAGGAAUGGGUUGGCUGCUUUAGCUGCGGAGACACCUGCAAUCGACCGUUCGACUGCGGCGUGCACUUCUGCCAGAAAGGUUGUCAUCCACAAGACGCUGAGCCCGCCCAUUGCCCGAGGUCCCCGGAUAUUGUAUCCCAUUGCCCUUGUGGGAAGACUUUGUUAG